AUGUCGAAAGCUUCUAACUUUCUUGGCCUCAGAUCCAAUCUAAGCUCCCCUUUCGUCCGAGCUUCCUCUGCUCUGACUGCUGCUUCGAAACCUCUCGUCCGUUGCAUUCGCGCUCCUUCACGUCGCCGGCUGGUUCUGGGCGGUUUCGGCGGCGCUUCGCUGUGGAUGAACAACAUGUCCGGUAAAUCUUUCAUAGCUUCCGCGAGGCAGACGAAUCCUUCUCCCGUCGAACAGGCGUUGAGUAACGUGAAUUGGCCUGAGAAUUUCCCUUUCAAAGAAGAAGAUUUCCAGCGAUUCGACGAAACAUCUGAUUCAACAUUUUACGAAGCUCCACGGUUUGUGACACACAUUGAUGAUCCAGCAAUAGCUGCAUUGACAAAGUACUACUCCAAGGUUUUGCCUCAGAGCGAAACUCCCGGAGCGAGCAUACUCGAUAUGUGUAGCAGUUGGGUCAGUCAUUAUCCAGCCGGGUAUAAGCAAGAACGAAUAGUUGGAAUGGGUAUGAACGAACAAGAACUUAAGAGCAAUCCGGUUCUGACCGAGUACAUAGUCCAAGACUUGAAUGUCAAUCCAAAGCUUCCUUUUGAAGACAAUUCUUUCCAAGUUAUUACCAAUGUGGUAAGUGUGGAUUAUCUUACAAAGCCGCUUGUAGUUUUCAAGGAAAUGCACAGAAUCCUCAAGCCAGGAGGACUCGCAGUAAUGAGCUUUUCGAACCGUUGCUUCUUUACUAAAGCAAUCUCAAUAUGGACAUCAACUGGGGACGCAGAUCAUGCUCUCAUUGUCGGAUCUUACUUUCACUAUGCCGGUGGAUUUGAGCCUCCUCAGGCCGUUGAUAUAUCUCCAAAUCCAGGGCGUUCAGAUCCAAUGUACGUCGUUUACUCAAGAAAACUCCCAAUGGCUUAA
This is a messenger RNA of Microthlaspi erraticum, 903 nucleotides long. Lineage: Eukaryota; Viridiplantae; Streptophyta; Magnoliopsida; Brassicales; Brassicaceae. The record is from the annotation of a GenBank genome assembly.